AUCGGACUUUCUUUAUAUAUCCCCAUCACUUUAUUCUCUUCCCCCCCUCUUCUUUCCCAUUCUUAUAACCCCAAUGGAGCGUUUCUCUGACAUGGAAUUGGAAAGGGAUAGCGGCGGCGAGGACGGCGGCGGCGAUUGCCCCUCUCCUCUGUCUUUCCGGUACCUUGAAAUCGAGAACGGGAAAGAAGACCGCCAGCCCUGGACGCCGUCCCCGCCGCAAGACGUGUUCUACUUCUUCUCCGAUUUCCCGGCGGUGGAGAAACACCGGAUGAGCGAUUCGGCCGUCGAGAUCAACGGGACCCAGAAAUGGGAUUACUUCCGGUCCCACUCCUUCAGCGGGAAGAGGGAAUCAUCCGGGUCGGGCUCGGAGCGGUCCCGCUCCGAUUCGCGGAAGGUGAAUAUAAGCUCCCUGACCACCAUGUCGGCGGCGUCGCGGCGGCGGAUGUUCAUGUUCGGGCCGGUAAGGUUCAAGCCGGAGAUGGAUCUGGUCGCCAUCAGGGAGAGGCAGCGCCGGCGGCUCUCUCCCAAGAGGGUGUUGCCAUCCGCCGCGGCGGAUGAAGGGGUGGUUGAUGAGAAGGCCGGUGGCCGCCGCCGAUCGGAGCGGCGUGGAGCUGGGUCCCGCCUGUGGGCCGCCGUAGCGAAACGGCUUAGCUGCUUCAAAGUGGAGUCAGUGGCGGACUAACCACGUUUUCACUUUCUCGAUCAGUGGCUUUCGAUCUAUCAGAGACACCAUCCGAUCCCGUCGUAUUACCGGUCGGUACGGCGGAGGCAGGGUACAUUUUAAUGAAUUCCGGUCGUCCCG
Cuscuta campestris is the source of this 802-nucleotide messenger RNA. The record is from the annotation of a GenBank genome assembly. NCBI's taxonomy places the organism in Eukaryota, Viridiplantae, Streptophyta, Magnoliopsida, Solanales, Convolvulaceae.